GCGUCAGUUGGAGAAUCUGAAGAUGCGUUCGGCAAUAUUGCUAUCCAGCCUGGCUGCAGGCAUAUCGGCCAAGUCCAUCCUCACCAGUCAACCUCAACACAUCUUCAGCAAUCCUGAGGAACCUCACAAUGAAGGCUACAGGAUACCUUCUGUCCGGGAAUCGACCGCCAUGGCAAGGAAGAUAAUGCACCUUACCACAAUUGGAGACCUCGUCACCGUAUUUCCUUCACAGUCCUCCCACAGCGAUGUCGAGCUGCAAGAGAACCGUCCAGCAGGUGUCGCAGGCACACCCAUAGGUCUGAUGGAAUACUAUGCCGAUUGCGAUCCACAUUCGGGCAACCCGAUCCUCCUUGCCAUCAACAUUGCCACGCCCUACAAGAACUACAACCAAGGCUCGAACAUAAGUCUAAGCAUAAGAUGGUGGCCAGACCGCAAGACAACAUACUCGCUCUUCAGUGAUGUCAAAGAGAUUCCAACCCCGCAUACACCUGCUGCGCUUCCGCGGUUUUCGUUACAUGGACACCUUGAGCCGGUCUCGAGACAUGGCCUGCAAUACCGCAAGAUCCAGGCAUGCUUCUUGCGAUCGCACCCAGACUCUGUGUUAUGGCAGCCCGGAAACGACAUCUCGCAUGAGAGCGAGUAUGUGCAAUUGAUUGUCGACCAUGUGUACUGGUUCGGCGGCUUCGGUGAUCGAGCAAGGAUUGGCUGGUUGCCAAUUGAGACUUGGAGGAAUUUGACAAUGGAAGAGAUCAUUGAUGCCAAACUCCCGGGUGAGAAGAAGGCUAAGAGCUGGUGGAAGCAGUGGCUCUGA
Pseudocercospora fijiensis CIRAD86 is the source of this 811-nucleotide messenger RNA. RefSeq lists its product as uncharacterized. Bases 23 to 811 code for a protein of 262 amino acids. The transcript has a single exon. The record is from RefSeq and is a predicted model, not a curated record. Lineage: Eukaryota; Fungi; Ascomycota; Dothideomycetes; Mycosphaerellales; Mycosphaerellaceae.